CCUGUUUAGAGUGGAGCUCCAGUCUGCAGCUAGACUCUUCUCACUGUGUAUGGGCAGCAUGGCCGAGGGGGUCAUUUAAACCUUCACUCGGGGGAGUCUGAGACGAUCAGUGCGUGUGAGGGACAGGGGGAUGGACGCUCAGGGCCACAAGGCAACUGACAACAUCAGAGGAAGAAUCAGAGUGCUGAAGUUUAGAGAGGAAGAGACGGAAAUUCUGGUUAAUGGGAUUUUGGAUAAUUAUAGCAAACUGUUUGGGAGUCUUUGCAAUAUGACAACUACAUCUGAGAAAAGCAGAAUCUGGAAGAAGAUCCUCCGUGACAUCAACGCCUUGGGCUACGCACGUAGGACCACUGACAUAUUGAAGAAGAAGUGGGUGGAGAUCAAACGCAAACUGAAAAGGAAGAUGGCAGAGCUUGCGCGGGAGAGUCGCAGAGGUGCAAAGAGAGUGACAACCGAUUUCCUGCUAACUGGAUAUGAGAAGCGCCUGAGUGACGUUCUCUCAUCUUGUCCCCAGGAGCUUGAUCAGAGUGGGAUUAUUGAUACUAGAGAUCAGCGAGGACAGCCGGGACCCUCUCAUACACUUGCAGGGGAUGGAUCCUCACAAGACUUCUCUUCCGAUGAUGACAGAGACCUUCUGAUGAAUGAUGAUGACUUCAUGGCAGAUUUUACUGAAGCGAUCUCAGAACCUCCAUCUCCUCCACAGCCAGAGACGACUCCCCAACCGACAUCGGUAGCCCCAGAGCUUUCUUCAGGAGCUAGAGUGUUAAAGCCUUGUGUGCCGUCACCUGCUGCUCAGAGUGAGGAAUGUGGUGGAGCUCCUCCUCCUUGUUACCAACAGCAAGUGCUGCGCAUGCACCGCACAGGAUACAGGUCUUUGGCCAAUAAUCUAAGGUUACUAAUAAAUGAAAACCGUCAGCAACACAAAGAGACAAUGGCAAUGAAUCGGCACACUGUGUCCGUUAUAAAUGAUGCAGCAUCUCAGAUCACUGAUGCUAUAAACAGUCUUACUGCGGCACUGCAGCAAGCGGUUGAAGCCGUCAGACCAAACCUAUUGAUCUCUACGCCAGUUCUUUCCAGCAACAGCAACUCAUUAAAUAUCUCUGCUUCCUCCAGUAUAGACUCUUCCCCACCAUUGUCACACGAAGGCACGAGGCGGAGUUACCACAGCGAGAGAGAUGGGUUACGACCAGGAAAGAGACGCCGAUUCUGAAUGUUAUUAUUUUUAUUAAUAUUAUUAAGUAGCUUUGUUGUUUUAUAUUUUUAGUAUUAGAUGAUGUGACGUUGAUAGAAGCUAACAAUUUGUGCCGUUGUGAAGGAGUUUGGAUUGUUAGUAAAUACUUGUACCUUUAA
Molecule: messenger RNA, 1350 nt
Organism: Bombina bombina (fire-bellied toad)
Lineage: Eukaryota; Metazoa; Chordata; Amphibia; Anura; Bombinatoridae
Product: nuclear apoptosis-inducing factor 1
Exons: 3
Coding region: 131-1210 (359 amino acids)
Biological process (GO): regulation of transcription by RNA polymerase II
Cellular component (GO): nucleus
Molecular function (GO): DNA-binding transcription factor activity, RNA polymerase II-specific; RNA polymerase II cis-regulatory region sequence-specific DNA binding
Source: RefSeq, a predicted model, not a curated record